AUGUUUCGCAACAACUACGACAACGAUUCCGUCACAUUCUCUCCGCAAGGAAGAAUAUUCCAGGUCGAAUAUGCAGGCGAGGCCGUGAAGCAGGGAUCUGUCGUCGUGGGCAUCACAAGCAAGACACACGCCGUCCUAGUAGCGAUCAAGAGAAAUGCCGAGGAGCUCUCCUCCUACCAAAAGAAGCUCUUCGCCGUAGACGAACACCUCGGCCUCGCCAUCGCCGGCCUGACCUCGGACGCCCGCGUCCUGUCCAACUUCAUGAAGCAGCAGUGCCUGUCGCAACGGCUGACCUACGACCGUGCCCUGCCCGUCGAGACCCUCGUCAGCCUCAUCGGCGAGAAGGCCCAGCUCAACACCCAGCACUACGGCAAGCGCCCCUACGGCGUCGGCCUGCUCGUCGCCGGCGUCGACGAGACCGGCCCCCACCUGUUCGAGUUCCAGCCCAGCGGCAUGACCCAGGAGAUGGUCGCCUGCGCCAUUGGCGCCAGAUCCCAGAUGGCCCGGACGUACCUCGAGAAGAACGCCGACAAGUUCCCCGACUGUGGCCGCGAGGAGCUGAUAAAGCACGGCCUGAGGGCCCUCAAGGAGACCUUGGUGCAGGACCGCGAGCUGACGGUCGAGAACACGAGUGUGGGCGUCGUGGGGCUGAAGGAGGCCGGCAAGCGGGGCAUCGACUUCUUCAAGGUGCACGAUGGCGCCGAGGUCAAGGACUGGAUCAACAGUGUAGGCGAUGAUGCCGAGGCCGCUGGUGAGACGGCCGAGGGCGAGGGUAUGCAGGUUGAUGAGUAG
Molecule: messenger RNA, 792 nt
Organism: Neoarthrinium moseri
Lineage: Eukaryota; Fungi; Ascomycota; Sordariomycetes; Amphisphaeriales; Apiosporaceae
Exons: 3
Coding region: 1-792 (263 amino acids)
Biological process (GO): ubiquitin-dependent protein catabolic process
Cellular component (GO): nucleus; proteasome core complex, alpha-subunit complex; proteasome core complex
Source: RefSeq, a predicted model, not a curated record